Messenger RNA from Styela clava, 10737 nucleotides. The record is from RefSeq and is a predicted model, not a curated record. Lineage: Eukaryota; Metazoa; Chordata; Ascidiacea; Stolidobranchia; Styelidae.
GUUUUGCUUUAAAGUUACAAGUUAAUUUAGAUAAAAAUAUACAUUUGUGGAACUGGUACAACAACACAUUUGGUCAAUUUGUGGCUUCACUCUGUGCAGAGGAUGCCAACGGACUGUAUCUAGCAGUUCUUGGUGAAUUUGGCAAAAAGUUGAGGCUAAUUUUGUUACCAGGCUGUGUUCAAUUCAAUCUCUCCGGAAGAGACUAAAGUCUAUAGACCUCAUUUGCAAGCUUCUGGAAGAGACGUUGAGUGGAACCCAGCCGAUAAUUUUCUAUUGUGUACAUUUAACCAAACAGUCGUUGUUGAAUUUCACAAAGAGUCGAGGCUGAUUUUGUCAACAGGGUGUGUUCAAUCCCUCCAGAGCAGGUUGUGUGUGUGGCCCCAAUCUCGUUUGAUUUCACAAAGGGCUGAUUCUGCCAUCAGAGUGUGUUCGAUUCAAUCUAUCCAGAAGAGACUGAGGGCGUGACCUCAUUUUGCAAAUCAUGCGAGUUUUCGUUACCAAAGAUCGGAAAGUUCGAGUGGAAUGGCCGUUUGUCUCAACUGCUUCGAGAUACGAUGUGUCUUUGGUCAGAAAGCAUGACGGCCAUGUAGAAUACAGAAAGGACACCAAAUAUACUUCUUUUGAAUUUUCAUUACAACUUGAAUCAAUCGAUAUGUACUACUGCAAAGUUGUAGCUUUUGACGAGUACCUAAAGGAAAUUAGCUACCAAGAGUCAAAUAUUUCUCCAUAUAAACCUGAUGCUGAUUCGAUGAAGGCUGUUUUUGAGAACGGACAAAUAAAAGUUGAUUGGGCGGCAAAACCGAGCGCCGUGAGUUACGUCGUUGCAAUUGUUAAUGCCGAUAAAAAACAACAGAUUUCGGAAAAGGUCACAAGUAAAUUAUCGCAUGUUUUUCCUCCGGAAGCAAGCGAUGGCUCAACUUAUUAUUGCACAGUGAUCCCAUUAGACAGUGAAAACAAGGAAAUCGGUCGCAGAAAAGCUUCCAACAACAUAUCAACUGCGCUAACUGCCGACCCCGAGAUCAGCAUAAAACAUCACGAUGAAACACUUCAUGUGAGAUGGGAACUUGAUUCCAAGUUCAAAGAAUUUGAUGUCAAGUUAUACAAUAAAGCAAAAGGAUGGCAACCUCGCAUAAGGGCUGUUGAACAAAAAUCCUCUGCCAUUUUCAAGCCUAUUGAUGGUAGUGGUACAUACUAUUGUACUGUGACCCCAACAGCUGAUGGCAAAAGUGUGGGAAGAACAUAUAAUUCCGAACACGUCGAUGUUUUGACAGGUAAUAAAACUGAAGUUUCUGGAGUGAAAGCUUGUGGUGAUCCUAAGGAUCCAUUUUGCAUUAAUCUUACUUGGAAUUCUCCUGAAGUAACACCAAAAGAAUAUCUUGUUGAUAUAUUUGGAAAUGAACAAAAACAAUAUCAUUCCAAACGCACAAACUUUUCAGCUGAUAAUUUGGAGAUUGAUAAAGAGUAUGGCUUUAUAGUAACUGCGAAGUACGACAAACACGAAGGACUGCCAAGUCAAAAAGUAUUUUCCAAAACACCUACAAGUCGAGACACAUGUGUUCAUGACAUUGAGACAAAUUUUGCAUCCGACGACCCAUUUGAAAUUGGUGUGGAAUGGAAGAAGCCUAUGAUUAAAUGUUUGAGAUAUCGAGUUAGUGUUUACAAUUAUGAAGAUGACAGAUUGAUCUACGUCCCUAUAACAGUAAAAAAAAUUAGCACAACCUUUCAAUUGAUAGAUCUCAAUCUAUUGUGCUAUAUUAAGGUGGAAUGUUUGUACCCAAGAGGAAUAUAUGGAGUUUCAGCUAAGUCAAGUACAAUUACUCCAUUAUCUAAUGAUAUAUGCAAAAAAACAAUUCCAAACUUGCAAAAUCCGACGAUGAGUGCAGACGAUCCCUUUGUAAUUAGAUUGCAGUGGCAUGAAUCAGAUCUGGCUCCUAAAAAGUAUCUGAUACAAACAAUAAAAAAUGGAAAAUUAUUAAACGAUGAAGAGUCAAUUUUUAGGAAGAGAGAACUUAAAAUUUAUUGUGGCGUACAAAUGAUUGGAUCAACGUACCAGUUUAUGGUAACCGGUAUUUUUGAGAACUAUUGCAGAGGAAUAUCUGCUAUUUCUACAGAAAUUGACACUGCCAAAUAUGACUUCACUUCGGUAAGGAAUUUGCAGGCCGGUAGAGAUGAACGGAAUCCAUUUCACAUUGCUCUGAAAUGGGAUCCUCCGAAAUGUCCUCCUAUGUCAUAUACUAUCAACCUGUACAAGGACGAUGUGAUAGUGAGGUCAAUAAAAGAAAGGCAAAAAUGUGACGCUUUAUUCUCAAACUUGGAAGAAAACACAGCCUAUUCGUGUUCUGUUAUUGGCAUUUAUAGGAAGCAAAAGCAUGGAACUGAAAUUAAAUCAAGUGUAAUGAGUACUGCAAAUAAAAUGGAUACUGCACCGACUAAUUUUGAGGCUAUUGCUAGCAAUAAAAAUCCUUUCCAAGUUCGACUGCGUUGGGAUCCUCCAAUUGUAAAACCACCUGAAUAUAUUGUUCGUAUAUUUUGUGGCGAAACAAAAAUCAAUUCUCUGACGACAAAAAAAAACGAAGCAGUCUUUGGGGGCUUGAAACAAAACACAGAAUAUUUUUGCACUGUUGUUGGGAUGUUUGAAGGGUUCAAAAAUGACUUCAUUAUGAUCAGAAAGUCAGAUAUAGUCACUACUGGCGAUGAUAAAAUGCUUGCUCCUAUAAGCUUGAGAUGGGUACCAAGUAAUCGGGAAGUUACUAUCACUUGGGAUCUGCCAGAUAACCAUUGUCAACUUAUGGAGUACAUAUGCCAAUUACUAGAAGAGGAGAAACCGUUCACUACAAAAACAGUCAUAAUAGAUUCUGUAUCAUUUUCCGAACUUCGCAAUGGAUACAAUUACAGAUGUAUAAUUACUGCCGUGUAUAAGAAUGCUCACAAAGCACAUACAACAUUGGAUCAUGUUAGAAUUAAUACGCAAAGAAACAAAAGUUUCAACAUUGGACAAAAAGGUAAACCUAUAAAUAUCAGCUGCAAAGCAUCAGCAAAAGACAACACACUUUUGCUCCUGGUCAAAUGGGAAAAUGGUGACAUUGGCCAAGAAGCUGUCAAUUUCAAAAAAAUGAAAUCUACAAUCAAACUUUUUAAGCGAGACUUAGAUAAAGUAGGAACGGCAGACGAUAACUGGGAAAUGCAAGAUUUUCUGGAAGUGGAAUACAGCAUCACAGAAUGUUCAUAUAAAAAUCUUUUAUACGGAAAGGAGUACAGAGUACAAAUUUCAACAAGAUAUAUGGACUUGGAUUCAAAAGGAGAAAAAAUUGCCGAGAAUUUCAAGCUUUUUUCAACAGGAGUUGACACAGCAAAAAAUCUCAAAAUCGAAUGGAAAAACAACCAAAUAAUAGCAAAAUGGGAUGAAGCUCUAGGAGCAAAAUCAUAUGAAUUGAACAUUUUUGACUGCGGAAUCAGGAAGAAAUAUCUGUCGUUUGCACCCACAACCAAUACGUGGACUUUCAAUAUGACUGCAAAUUGUCGAUACGGGCAAAAUCGAAAUUUUCAACUCAUUGGGAAAUGUCUAGAUACAGCAUCAGUACCUUCCGAGAAACAAGUCACAAUUGGUGGAAAUUAUGUUCCAACAAAUGUGGAACUGAAACCAUCUCCCGAUGAUACAAAUCGACAAUUGUCUGCAUCAUGGACUGCUCCUGUGGAGAUUCCAUUGAAAUAUUACAUUCAGCUAAUCGAAGAUAAUCAAAUUGUCGAUAAAAUAGAAACAGAAGAAACAACCUUUACUUUUACUGGCCUCAAACCAGGAUCAGUGUAUACUUAUAAUAUAUCUGCAUAUUAUGCCAAUUUUGAAGAUACAGUAAGGGUGUGGUCCAACAACUGCUUCACAACCAGAGAACUACCGAAGAUUCACUCAUGUACUUGGGAACAAGGUAUUGUGACAUUUUCUUGGAAUUCCGUCAAGGGUGCAAAUUAUUACACUAUUUGCCUUAUGGACGAACAUUUGGAAGAAACCAUUAUUUCAAACCAAAAAGUUGACCACGAAUCAGUUUACAGAGCUGAAAUGAUGGGAGAAUUAAGAAUGGGGAAAUCAUGCAUGAUGAAAGUGACAGUUUAUGAUGAAAUUGGUCAAUCAGUGAGUACCGACUGGACGCCACAGCGAAUCGGUGAUCCCAAAGCCCCUAGAAAUGUUAAAGCAACAAAGAAUCGACAAAUAUCUCGUCGAUGCAUGAAUAUCAAGUUUGACCGUCCGAUUUAUGACAAAAGCCCUUCAAAAUAUCGAGUUGAGGCGAUACCAAAUACUGGGAGAAUAAAGGCAAUGGUAUUCAGUUCUGAAGAUCAGAUCAUUUUUACUCAUUUGCGUAGAGGUACAGAAUAUACUUUCGUUGUGUAUGCUGUAUAUGAAGGAGAAGAAAGUGAAGGAAGCCUUUCGAAUAUUGUUAGUAUUUCUGGAGAACCGCAUUAUGAAUUUUCAACAAUGAAAUUCAAUCAAAUGCAAGGUGGCAACUUUAAAAUUGGCACUGUACAUGCUCCAGGAGAAGUAAAUAUCACUCAUAAUCAUCCUGAUGGUCCCUUUGGCACACCACUAGAUAUAAAAUACGAGAUUACAAGUACUCAAAAAAAUUGUGAAGAGUGCGAGAUUUCUUGGCAACCACCUUCAUUUAAUCAGAGAAGAAACGAUUUCAAAAUUUAUCACUUCAAUAUUCGAUUGGAGCGCCAGGAUGGUUAUGUUGUGAAUGUGAAAAAAACAUUUUCAGAGAAAGAAAUGACUUACGACAUUAGAUUUACUCUAGAAAAAGGGUGGGAAUAUGAUGCAUACAUUUCAACAGUAUUUGAAGAUAUUGACAGAGAUGAGGAUUACAUUUCACCACCAGUAUCGCUUCACAUCUACACACAUCCUGAAAGAGUCGAAUUGCAGCAAAAUUUGUGGGAGGAUAAUACAUUGAUAUUAAAAUGGAACAUUGCCAGAGGAGCUCAGAAAUAUCGAGUCGUUAUAUGCGACGAAGACAAUGAACUUCUUAAUGAUUCACCCUACUUAACAGACACUGAUUAUUUAUGGAAGUUCAAUAAUUCCUUUUUUGGAAAUGCCUACAAAGCCAUUAUUUAUGCUAUUGGAAAAAACAUGAUGGAAUCUAAAUAUGAUUCAGAACUCACUAUAUUAGGUGGAGACAAAGUUCCAAAACAAGUAACCGCAAAACUUGCUAAAGACAGCGAGUCUUAUAAGCAAGCUGAAAUUUACUGGGAGGAACCGACAAUAAAACCCCAAACAUACAUUAUUGUAGCUGUACCUGAACUUGGUGAGGAAAUUGAGAGUGAGCCGAUUAAUGGAACAAAUUACUUAUUUGAUGGGCUUAUGGCUGGAACCAAAUAUGAAUUCAAAGUUUUUUCAGUAGAUGAAAACAGCAAAAGAAGUCUUGGUUCAUCCAGUGGUACAAUAGAGACAAAGCCAAAUCCAAACAUGGUAAAAGGAGUCAAAAUAAGCGACAGAACAGAACAAGGAUUUUGUGUGAUCUGGAAUGAGAUGAAGAUGAUUGAAGCACUUGGACAAAUUCAGUAUGAAUUAAAAAUAACAACUCAAAUGCCGUUCAUGGAAAUUACACGAAGAACUACUGACCCACAAUAUUACAUUAGUGGAUUGUGUUCAGGCAAAAAAUACUCUGUUAAAGUUAGAGCAAUUAAUGAGAAAGGAAUAGGUGAAUAUUCAACGAAGUGCUUGACAAUGACAGAAUAUGGAAAACCAAGUGAUAUUAUCAUGAAACUCUCAGAACCACCUGCUUCAGCCAUUGAAAUAAAAUUUGUUCAAGCUCCUGAUGAACCAAGUGAUUACAACAUACAAAUAUUGAAAGUUCAACGUAAUAGGGAUAUGCCUAUAUUGGAAGGUUUGCUGUUUAAUAACAAUGUGGAAGAUACAAAAAAACAAAGACCAAGCAUUAAAAAGCAGACUGCUGAUGGCCGAUGGCAUAUUUUUGUUGUUAGUGGUCUUCAACCCAACACGCAAUAUAAAGCAGCAUUACAAGCACAAUAUGGAGAAAAUAUGGGGGGAAAAGUAUGCACCAUAUCAGCUGUGUUAACAGCUUCCUCUAAACCGGCAAAACCCAAUGUGGAGUUGUGUAAAGAUGAAAAUGGAUACAGUUGCAGGGACGUGUAUAUUGACUUUGGUAAUCACGAAGACUGCAUGAGUCACCAAAUUUUGGUAAAAACAAGCCAAGAUGUUGAGGAGUCUCAAGUUACAAUUGACAAACUAGAGAUCUACGAAUGUUCUUGUAAACAUGAGGCAGGAAAAUAUUUUUUUCAAAUUCGUUGUCAAAAUCUGUCCGAACGAUUUAGUGAAUGGUCCGAUAAAACUAUGCUGCAACUAGCACCCCUCCCACUGACUGGAGUGAAAAGUGAAACAGAUGGGGAAUAUAUUAAGAUAAUUUGGAAUGAGCCAACUCGUAAAGUAUCUCAAUUUAUAGUAACGGCACAACUAAAAGAGGAAUCACAGAGUGCAGAUAAUAAACUGAGUUUCAAAGUGCACGAUCAAUCGUUUGUGUCAUUUUCUCCUCACUUUCCCGCUGCGGAGUACAUUGUCAGCGUUCAUGCUGAAGUAUAUUCACCCCAGUCAAAGAACAUUGCUGGAAAAUCUGUUACUUUACAAGACGUUAUAUCGAAACCUGCUAUUCCUCAACCACCACAAUUUAUACCCGAUGGUACAAAAAUAGUGAUGAAUUUUAGAAAUUAUAGCGAUGUAUGUGAUGAACGUGAAGUUGAAGUUAGCAACAGAGAAGAUCAAUCAAUCUUCAUAAGGCUCAACGCAGACCAAACAGUUUACGUUUAUGACAAUAAAUUAUCUGCUGGAAUGGAAUAUUUUGUUCGUGUGAGGAAUAUAUAUAAAAACGUUAAAGGAGAUUGGUCAGAUCCACAGGCAGUUCUACUAGUCCCAGGAAGAGUUCAAAAUAUACAAGUUGAAAUUUUCAAAUUCAAAAUGAAAGUUAAAUGGGAUGAUCUAUUGCUGAAAAAUAUAAAUUACAAAGCAACAAUUUUGGAUGAUAAAAAUCAAGAAAUGGAUUCAUACAGUGGUUCAACAUCUUCUUGGAAUUCCGAAAAGCAACUUUUACCGGGAAGUAGUUAUUGUUGUAAAGUUGUGGCAUUUAAUUCCGCCGGCGAAGGACCAAGUGAGGCUUCAGUCAAACAAAAAACAAGCUGGAUUCAUCCAACUGAUAUUGAAGUUACUAAAGAUGUCAAACAGCCUUCAAAGAGUGUAAAACUAGUAUGGGAGAAUCCUGCCGGAGUUAAUUGCUUCAAAUUGAAAAUUGAUAAACAGGAAAUAUCACUAACUGAGAAUUACUACUAUUUUGACCACGGAAAACCUGGACAUACUUACACAGCACAACUGUUUUGCGGAUUUGAUAAAAAAUACGACAACAAAUGCAUCACCAAAAGAUUUACCAUGAGCCCUCCACCCCCUAAAACUGUGAAAGUUACUCCGAGGACUGGUGAGAAAUGCGAACUUACAGUUGUGCUCGAUACCACUGACACUGCACACUGUAAAUACGAAAUAUGUGUGUAUGAGUUACCAGAGACUCAGAGUACCUUUAUGGUUGUCGGUGAAGUAACUACUCAAUGUACGGUGAUAGGAGGAAAUCUCAAACCCCUGCACGAAUAUGUUGUUGGCGUCAAAUCAUAUGAUGAAACUGAAGGGUUAAAACAUUAUAGCAGUGAAACAUUUUCUGAGCCAGUUUUGACUUUGCCUGGAAAAGUUUCUCAAAAUCCUAACGAACAUGUUGAUCGAGAUGAAGUCGUUAGUACCAAUUCCUGUGCCGAUGUACAAUCAGCAUCAAACCAGUCAAUGACAGAUCAUAUAAAAAACCAUCAAUCUUAUAACCAUCCGGUAUCGCCAAGCAGAAAGAAAUCAGUUGUUAUGGUGUUCUGCAUGGAAUGUGAAAAUGGCCUUGGGGAAAAAUCGAAAUAUUACAUCAACAAUAGCUUGAAAGCAGUACAAAAAGACAUUAAUAAACUCAUAUGGGAUCAUAUCAAAGAAUCAAAACACUUAAAAGAAAAUAUAAAAAUAUCAGAAGGAAUAUCAAUUAAAGAAGAUCUAUUUUACUUCCCUAAACAUCCGCUAAAAAAAGGCUACAAAGUUUAUUAUGGAUAUAAAUUAGACGCGGCAAAAGGGAAUGAAGUGGUGGUGAAAAUAAUAGAAGACUACGAGGAAGAAACUGAAAGGGAAGUCGAAGGCUUAAAGGAUAUUGCUCAUCAUGAAAAUGUAGUAUCAUACAUCGACUCGGGAUAUUUCGAAGAUGGAAACAAAACCGCAGUAUACAUAGUGUUAGAAAAGUGCAAAAGGCAAACAUUAUCCGAUAUCAUAGACAAGAAAAAGUCGGAGAAAAAUAUAAAUUUAGUAUCCAUGGAAAAAGAUGGAUUAGCGAAGAAAGUAAAUAUAUUAAGAGGAAUCGCUUGUGGACUACGACACAUUCAUGAUCAGCAUAUUGUUCAUCGAGACAUAAAGCCUAGUAACAUAUUAUUUAGAAAUGAAACAAUUGUUGUGUCUGACUUGGGUUUGUGUAAAAAAAUACAACCUGAUAAAUCGAAUACCGCAAGUAGGUCUAACAUUGGUACCUUUGGAUGGAUGUCUCCUGAACUACAAGGCGAUGAAGAAAAAUCAGAAAAGCAAACAUUCUCUGAUAAAUCAGACGUUUUUUCGUUUGCUCUUGUGUUUUGUUUUCUAUUGACCGAUGGCUGUCAUCCUUAUGGGUAUGACAAAAGAGGAAAUUUUUCCAAUAAUCAAGGUGACUGGAGUUACAAUAUCAGAAAUGGAGAUGCCCCAAAACUUGGCUUCCUUGAUGAUGACCGAGUAAUUGAUUGUAGAAUUUUUCACGAUAUUAUUGAAAAGAUGCUUCAAACAGAGAAAAGAGAACGUCCCACAAUGGAUUAUGUUAUCAAGCAUCCAGUUUUCUGGAACGAACGGCAAAAGCUGGAGUUCUUUUCUAAUGUUGUUAAAUACAUGGAAUUGACAAAAACUGACAAACAAGGUUGCACAUAUCCAGACGAUGUCGUGAACUUGAAUGAGAACGUCAACUCCGAUCUUAAGGAACUUCUGCCUUGGAAAAAUAAACUAGAAUUAAAUGAGGAAGAAAUCGAGGAGUUCAAAUCGUCUGAUGAUUUGGAGACGAACAAUGUUACUUCUGACUCUCUCACCAAAUUGGUUCGCAAUUCCUAUAACACUGAGUUGGUAUCACACCUCGUAAAAUUUAUCAGAAACCGAUAUACUCAUGAUCACGACAAGGAAACUUAUGAACCAUUCAAAACGGAUUAUAAACACUUAUAUAAUUUUUUUGCUUUGCGUUUUCCUCCUUUGUUUAUAUAUGUUUAUAAGAGAUUUGAAGAGCACUUUACAUCUGGUGAUAAAGCAUACUCUGAGUCAGCUGUAGCUCGUUAUUUUGAAUUCAGUUGGAAAAGAAAAACGCGCUAAACAUAAGAGCAUAAAAAUUUUCUCAUCAUUGCAGCAACAGAAAUGAAGUAAAUUUUUUUUCUAAAUACAGGACUGAUCAAAUGUCCGAAUGAAGAAUGCUUUGUUUGCUUUCAUCGACUGCAAAUGUAUAUGGAAAUGUUGCAGACUUAUGGGAUGCUUUUUUAUACGUUACUGUCUUGCUGAGAAACAUAUGUGUAUGAGUUUCUUUAGGAUUCGAAAAAUUCAUAUAUAUAUAAAUAAAUAUAUGUUCAAUAGCAUUUAUUUCUAACCAAAUUUGGUGCCUGUUUGUUACAGAAAGUAUGAUAUAAAUUAUACUGAAAUUUUGAUUGAUAAUCAAAAACGCUCAAGAAAAUUUAUUGAAUAAAUCUGUGCAUAUCCGAGCAUUUUACUUUAUUAACUUUUGCUCUAGUGGUUCAACCUAUCAUUAUGUUCACUAGAUACAAAAUGACAAAAUGGUGGACAUGCAUUUUUCUAUUUUAUUCUUCCUAUAACGAGUACUUGAUAACGGCAAAAUCUGUACUCGAGUAUAACAUUUUUCAUUUAACUGUUGCUGUAGUGUUAUUUUACAAUGAAAACUGAAGAAAUUUUUUUUUUUCAUGUUAUUGUCAACUUUAGAGGACUCCGAUUUUUAAUCUAUGUUAUCAAUAAUGCUGAUUGUUUUCUUUUUAGUUUAUGCUACUGUUGAAUUGUGCAUUUAACAGAGUUCACAUAGAUUUCUAGAAUUUAUAAGCCUGUAUUGGAAUUCUAAAAUACAGUUAUCAUAUAUUAUUACUUUUAUUUUAAUACUGACUCUUUUAUUUGUUUUUAGUUUUUCAAUUCUUUGUUUCAUUCAUUUUAAUAUGCAAAAUUCCUAAUACCUUAUAACAUUUACGCUACAGCUAUCAUCCAAACUUUCCAAUCAAUUAAAACCUUAAAAGAUUCAUGUUUUGAACUGAUUUUUGACAACAAUACUGUCGUGUAAAUUUGUUUCUAAUCAACCUUUGACCUCUGAUCUUACAUCUGUUGUCAGAUUCAUAAAUGUGUUUUGAAUAUGUCUCUUAUAAUUUUUUUCAAAUAUACUGGUAUACCCAGAUAUGUAAAUACAAGGUAGUCCAUUCAGGUUUUAUUGUAUGUUAUUGGAUAUUUGUUUAUUUGUGAUUUGUGAUUUUCAUUUUGUGAUUUGUGAUAUAAUUUCCACGUCAAAUGAAAAAGGAUUUUUAUUAGGUUCCAAUUGCAGCUAAAUUUCAUGCUUAUUUUGAAAUAUUAACUUGGAAAUUUUAAGUUUCAUAUCAAAGGUUCCAAGAGUUUGAACUAAU